GCAGCAUCAACCUCAAGUAUGGAGGACGAGUUUAGUUAGCUACCCGCAAUAAAUAUUUAAUAAGCAAAAGAUACCACCAUACAUUGUCCUUUUGCGAACUAUUCUUUCUCACAGAUGUUAUAAACCUCUGCACUUAAACUAGUUUAAUCGUAAGAGGAGACUGAGGACAGCCCAUCAUGGAGUCAGAAAAUAACGUGUCAGGGUUGGUUUGGAUCUGCCCCAACCUGUGAUUGGAAGAAAGCUUGCCACGUGCACAUUUCUUUACUACCGUGUCUCGUGAGCACACUGUAUUACCUGACAGCUCGCUCCGCGUGGGGUUUGAAGACCUCCUUAAAGGUUUCAUCUGCAGCAGCUUGGUGACCUCCUGCAGCGUGAACACAGCGACUUUUGAAUGCACUGAGCUGCUUUUUCACAAACAAAAUGGCUAUGAGUUCGUUCGACAUCGAUGCGCCGCGAUGGGAUCAGACUACGUUCAUGGGCCGACUGAAACAUUUCUUCAGCAUCACCGACUGGCGAACUGCAUUUUUACCUGACUCGCGGUUGGAUGAAGCUAAAGCUUUAGUAGAAAGCUGCAGGGCCGGAUCCGUCCCUCCAGGCACCACGGUGGAACAGCUCUACUAUGCAAAGAAGUUGUACGACUCUGCUUUCCAUCCAGACACGGGGGACCGUAUGAACCUCAUUGGACGCAUGUCCUUUCAGGUCCCUGGAGGCAUGGCCAUCACUGGGUUCAUGUUGCAGUUCUACAGGACAGUUCCUGCUGUGGUGUUCUGGCAGUGGGUGAAUCAGUCCUUCAACGCUUUGGUCAACUACACCAACCGCAACGCUGCCUCCCCCAUCACUCCAAAGCAGAUUGGAGUGGCUUACAUUACAGCAACCAGCACAGCUUUAGCAACAGCCGUUGGACUCAACCUCUACACAAAGAAAGCUCCUCCUCUCGUGGCUCGCUGGGUCCCUUUUGCAGCCGUGGCUGCAGCCAACUGUGUUAACAUUCCCAUGAUGAGGCAGCAGGAAAUUCUGAACGGCAUCGCUGUCACAGAUGAAAAUGGCAACAAACUGGGUCACUCUAAGAAAGCAGCAGUAAAAGGCAUCACUCAGGUGGUCGUCUCUCGGGUCACCAUGGCGGCUCCAGGAAUGAUCAUCCUUCCAAUCAUCAUGCAAAGGCUGGAAAAAUACAAGUUCAUGCAGAGAAUCACUUUUCUUCACGGACCAAUUCAAGUGAUGAUGGUGGGAGUGUUUUUGGUCUUCAUGGUGCCUGCUGCCUGCUCCCUGUUCCCCCAGAGAUGCUCUUUGGCUGUGUCGAAGCUGGAGCCCGAGCUGAGAGACGCCAUUAUGUCUCAAUAUGGAGGCAGCAUACAACAGGUUUACUUCAACAAAGGCCUCUGAGGCCAAAAGGGCUGCUUAGUGUUUUCUAUCUGAUACAAAAAACCAGACACCUUUGUGUUUAUGUUGCGUGUCUUUAUUUUUUAACUAUUAGUCACAAUAAAUUUUCAUUCAUUUCAUUUUCUUAUAUUUCAUUUCCAAAUUGGAGCUGAUUCUGGAGCUUUGCAUCAAACGUCACCUUUUUUUAAAAAUUCCAUUUCUUUUUAAAAAAUUCCCACUGUAAACAUGACAGAUCCUCGAGGUACUGUGUUCAGAAACCAAAUGAUCUCAUCUCAGGAACAGUUUGUUGCUUUGCCAGAUUAAAACUGUUAGGUCACUAUCAUGAUGUAACCUGUCUGUAGCUGUUUUCAUUGGCUGUUUGUUUGAAAAUGCACCAUCAGUCUGCCAAGCCUCCUCUUACUCUGUGCCUUUUUACAGUGUGGCAGGAGCAACACCCGGCUCUUUCUGACCUAACUGUGAAACCUUAAAACGCCUGUGUGCACCAGUUAAGUCGGACAUGGUCGUUCAGUGUUGUGGAGGCUACUGCCCUCUUCUGCCUGAAUCGAGGUAGACAAACCAGCUAGAUCACUUCACCGUGUAAGAAGCUGAAUGCAAACCACACGUCUCUGAGACACCGUGUACGACUGUGGUGUUUUAAGAAAUAAAAUAAUUUCUGCUGUA
This is a messenger RNA of Melanotaenia boesemani (Boeseman's rainbowfish), 2040 nucleotides long. It is a transcript of the gene sfxn2, whose product is annotated as sideroflexin 2. Gene Ontology annotation, biological process: serine import into mitochondrion; monoatomic ion transport. The transcript has 13 exons. Gene Ontology annotation, cellular component: mitochondrial inner membrane. Bases 421 to 1383 code for a protein of 320 amino acids. NCBI's taxonomy places the organism in Eukaryota, Metazoa, Chordata, Actinopteri, Atheriniformes, Melanotaeniidae. Gene Ontology annotation, molecular function: monoatomic ion transmembrane transporter activity. The record is from RefSeq and is a predicted model, not a curated record.